UUUACCGAAGGGAAAUUAUGGUGGACAAAAAAUGAAGAAUUGUUUAUCUCAUACGAUACUGUAUGUUGUUGUCUUUUCAACCACCGUAAACGGAUGUACAUUUGACAGUGGUCUCAUUGGUACAUGGAAUAGUAAUGCAUUUGGAACAAUCACCAUAACCAGUACUACACUAACUUUGGGAGAACAUGCUUUCCAGAUAAAUAGUCAAUCGUCUACCGACUGGACAUGUUUUAAUGAUGCUACAUCUCCAUAUAUUAUAUUGCAGUCGGAACUUUUUCCUUUUUUUUCUACGCCAUCGUACGCUUAUAUCUGUAUGAAUGUUCAAGCAGAAAAUUCCAACAGUUAUUAUUUUUAUAUGCACUCACCUACAAAUAACCAGUUUUCUAACGAACGUAUAACUGUUUAUGCUGCCACAGCAACGCCCGGGAAUCCUGCUGCAGCAUUAUGUACAGAAACGCCAUCUACCGCUGAAUUCAUUAGCAUGGUUAACAUAGGGUCAGAAGAAAAUGCUUUGACCGAUUGUCCAUACCCUCUACACAGAAAUUUUACCUACAUCUUCAAUGAAGGAAGUGGAGACAAGUGCACUACAAACAGUUUUGUAUCUGCCUGUCCUGGACAACAAGAGAUGAAUUUUGAUUAUACAAAAUGUGUUGAGUCUAUUGCAUACUCGUCUGAAGGAAGAAUUGGCUGUGUUGCCACUAUAGAUGAUGGCUCAGGCACUCUGUACACAUCGUUGUAUAAUUUUGAUACCAGUGUAAAUGGGUUAACAACUUUUAGAUUUACAUGCGCUGCUGUUCAGGGUGUGUCGUCAGGAGAUGUACAAGUUAGUUAUGCACAAAAACGAUGUGAUGCGAAUCAGCCUUACAGCUCUAUACCUACUAAUGGUGCCCUACUGACACUCACACCUAACGGUAAGGUCAGCAAGUCUGUAACUAAUCCAAUGUGAAAUCACAGUCACUCACUGUAGUUGUUAAUUAAUACUUCAAAAUCACUGGAAUUCUGACGUCUGAAUACAUUUAAUAUAAAAUAAGAAGAUGUGGUAUGAUUGCCAAUGAGACUACUCUCCACCAAAUGACAUAGAAGUUAACAACUAUAGGUCACCAUACGGCCUUCAACAAUGAGCAAAACCCAUACCACAUAGUCAGCUAUAAAAGGCCACGAACUGACAAAUGGAAAACAAUUCAAACGAGAAAACCUGAUGUAUAUACAAAACAAUGAACGAAACCAAAUAUAAUAUACAGCAACAAACGACAACCACUGAAUUACAGGUUCCCGACUAAAGACAGGUACAAACAGAAU
Molecule: messenger RNA, 1299 nt
Organism: Mytilus californianus (California mussel)
Lineage: Eukaryota; Metazoa; Mollusca; Bivalvia; Mytilida; Mytilidae
Exons: 7
Coding region: 32-946 (304 amino acids)
Source: RefSeq, a predicted model, not a curated record